UGGAAGUGUUGGCUUCGGUUUUCUCCCGGUUUUAAGGAAAGUCCCUCCUUCCCACCCUUGGCUGCGAGGAACUUGAUUUUUCAGGAAAGCUCCUCGAGACUGGGCCUUGAGGGUAGAGAUAGGCUUUGUGUCCAGACAGAGGUCUUGUCCCUAACCUUGAGUGGGCGGAUCUUCCUGUCUGCGGGUCAGGGGCGAUUCCAAGGAACCUAGGUCCAGAUCUGUACCGAUAGCUCCACUUCUCCUCGGGAUCAAUGAAGUCUCCCCGUAGCUUGUCAAGCUCUUGUAGCUUGAAGGGCAGCACCAAUUCUGACGAUUGUAAUAUUUUUCACUCCUAUUCUGAAAAGUUUGGCUUAUGAUUAAAGAGGAGCGGCUGCAUCUGGACUAGUUAGUAAGUCUUGUCCAAUUAUUUAUAUGAACUGUAAAGUUCACCUCUAAACUGUUUUAGGUCAGGCCUGAUGUCAAAUUUUUAUGGCUCUCCUUUAUAUUUCUUUAAGUAUUGGAGAUAUUCUCUGUUAAUAAUCAUUUUAUGGGUGGAAUGACGACUGCCUUGUAGUCCAUAUUUUUUUGUUGAGUGUCCAUCUCUAGUAUAGAUGAUCUCUUUGCUGUCUCUCUUUGCUAAUAAUGAUUCCCAAUACAUCAGUAGGUUGUGCUCUACUGAAAGCAUCCUUCAGAUCUUAAAGAGGAGGAAACAAGUUCGUUCAGUAUAUAUAACACAGAUAGCCUCAAGAAACUGCCCUGUGAGUUGAAAUGAUAAUGACAGGAUCUCGGGAAGUUAUAGACUUAGACCCUCCAGCUGAGACGUCACAAGAGCAAGAAGACCUUCUAAUAGUAAAGGUGGAAGAAGAAGACUGCACCUGGAUGCAGGAAUACAAUCCGCCCACGUUUGAGACUUUUUAUCAACGCUUCAGGCACUUCCAGUACCAUGAGGCAUCAGGACCCCGGGAAGCUCUCAGCCAACUCCGGGUGCUCUGCUGCGAGUGGCUGAGGCCUGAGCUGCACACCAAGGAGCAGAUCCUAGAGCUGCUGGUGCUGGAGCAGUUCCUGACCAUCCUGCCUGAGGAGUUCCAGGCCUGGGUGAGAGAACAUCGCCCUGAAAGUGGGGAAGAGGCAGUGGCUGUGGUAGAAAACAUACAGCGAGAACUUGAGGAACGCAGACAACAGAUUGCAUGUCCUGAUGUGCUUCCACAGAAGAUGGUACCACCUGGAGCAGUGCAAGAGUCCUUCAGUCACCAGCCCCUGUCUGUAGACACCCAGCCUGGACAAGAGCCACAGAAGCCUCAUCUCCUGGAGGAAAAUGGCCUGCCUCUUGUUUUUUCCUUAAUGCACCCAGUUCUUCCCAAAUUUGAACCUAGGCAAUGGGAAUUUAGUGGAGAUCUCCUGUUUCAGAAGUUGGUGAAAAUUGAAGAUGUGGCUGAUGUGGCUGUAUCCUUCAUCCUGGAGGAAUGGGGACAUUUGGACCAGUCCCAGAAGUCCCUUUGUAGGGAUGACAGGAAGGAGAAUUAUGGGAGUAUUACUUCCAUGGAUUAUGAGUCCAGAGACAACAAUAUGGAGCUCAUAGUAAAGCAGAUUUCUGAUGAUGCUGAAUCACAUUGGAUGGCAUCAGGAAGCACUGAAAGGAAUGUUCCCCAAAGUCAAGAGUUUUCAGAAGUUAGUGAUCUUAAGAGCAUGGUACAAAGGUGGCAGGUAAACCCCACUGUGGGGAGAUCAAGGCAGACUCCUUCCCAGAAAAGAAAUCUUGGUGCUAUCACAGACAGUAACCGUAAGCAGAACACAAAUGGUGAAAGAGGUCACAGAUGUAAUGAUUGUGGUAAAUUUUUCCUUCAAGCCUCAAAUUUUAUUCAACAUCGGCGCAUCCACACUGGAGAAAAACCAUUUAAGUGUGGUGAAUGUGGGAAAAGCUAUAAUCAGCGUGUGCACCUCACUCAACAUCAGAGAGUCCACACUGGUGAGAAACCCUAUAAGUGUCAGGUGUGUGGAAAAGCUUUCCGGGUGAGCUCCCACCUGGUUCAGCACCACAGUGUCCACAGUGGAGAGAGGCCCUACGGAUGUAAUGAGUGUGGGAAGAACUUUGGCCGGCAUUCACACCUGAUCGAACACUUGAAACGCCACGUCAGAGAGAAAUCCCAAAGAUGCAGUGACAAAAGAAGUAAGAAUACCAAAUUGAGUGUUAAGAAGAAAAUUUCAGAAUUUUCAGAAGCAGACAUGGAACUAUCUGGAAAAAUCCAAAGAAAUACUUCUCAAGUUCAAGAUUUUGGUGAAGGCUGUGAAUACCAAGGCAAGGUGGAUAGAAUGCAAAUACUAGGACAAGCCUCUUCAAAGAGGAUGAAUUGCAGUGAAGUCACAUAUGUCCACAAAAAGUCCUCCACAGGAGAGAGACCACACAAAUGUAAUGAAUGUGGGAAAAGCUUUAUUCAGAGUGCACAUCUUAUUCAACAUCAAAGAAUUCACACUGGGGAGAAACCAUUUAGAUGCGAUGAAUGUGGGAAAAGCUAUAAUCAACGUGUGCACCUAACUCAACAUCAGCGAGUCCACACUGGUGAAAAGCCCUACACCUGUCAUUUAUGUGGGAAAGCAUUCAGAGUGAGGUCCCAUCUUGUUCAGCAUCAGAGUGUGCACAGUGGUGAGAGACCCUUUAAGUGUAAUGAAUGUGGGAAAGGCUUUGGGAGGCGUUCACACCUUGCUGGACAUCUUCGUCUACAUUCCAGGGAGAAAUCUCAUCAAUGUCAUGAAUGUGGAGAAAUCUUUUUUCAAUACGUUAGUCUAAUCGAACAUCAAGUGCUCCAUAUGGGUCAGAAAAAUGAAAAAAAUGGCAUUUGUGAGGAAGCAUAUAGUUGGAACUUGACAGUGAUUGAAGAUAAGAAGAUUGAGAUACAAGAGCAGCCUUAUAAAUGUGAUAUAUGUGGAAAAACCUUCAGUUACAGCUCAGACUUUAUUCAGCAUUAUAGAACUCAUACUGCAAAGAAGACCUAUAAAUGUGAUAUAUGUAGAGAAAAUGUUGGCCAGUGUCCCCACAUUAAACAACAUCAGAAAAUCUAUUCUAGCACAAAAGCCCAUCAGUGUAAUGAAUGUGGAAGAGGUUUCACUCUGAAGUCACACCUUAAUCAACAUCAGAGAAUCCACACUGGUGAGAAACCUUUUCAAUGUAAAGAAUGUGGAAUGAGCUUCAGUUGGAGUUGUAGCCUCUUUAAACAUCUGAGAAGCCAUGAGAGGACAGAUUCCAUAAAUACCUUAAGUGUAUAAGUGUAUCUGUUGUUGAACAUAUCUUAAUCAAUUUUAGAGAAGUCUUGAAGAGAAACCUUACUCCCAUAAUGAGUGUAAUAACAACUUCAAGCAUUUUUCCAGCUUAACCGUCAAAACUACAGAUAGAUUGAAAUCCUUCAGUUAGAACUCAGCCUUUAGGCACAUUGGAGUAUCCACAGAACAUAGAUACCUGUUUGAUUCCCCCAUUGAGGAAUGGUUCAGUUAGCAUCUUCAUGCUUGAGAGUCUAGACAAAAAGAGGACCUAUGGACAUGGUGGAUAACACUCAGUGACACUGGGAAAAGCCUCAUGAACGCAAUAGAAAUAAGCUUUAUUUGUAGCUUCUGCCUUGACAGCAUAGCUAUCUAUUCAGGGAAGAGUGUAGUGAAAGAAUUCUUCAGCAUGAUAUCUGUCAGCAAUGCCCUUUUUCUAGAAAUGGUUAUCCUAACCACUAGAACAAUCCAGUCAUCGUUCCCAUCUUGAGUAUUAACCCUGUUAUAAAGAAAUUGACUUAAGAUAUCUAUAUUUUGGCAAGAUUGGGGUUUAGAGAGAGUAAGGUAUGUGUUCCUGCUGCCUUAUUCAAUCUACUUCUCCAUGAGACUCUUGACCUUGUUUCUGUUUUGAUUCUACUAGCAUCAAAGUUAGCUAAGAGAAGGAAGAGUUGAAUUUGUAAAUUUAGGAAAAAUUCUGAUGGUCAGUUACAUCUCAAGGUGAAGGGAGAAGGACCUUAGGGGCAUAGAGAAGAUGGCAAAAUGUGGUUUGUCUUACAGUACUUACCUGCAAGAGGGCAGCUAAAUUCACAGGCAGAAUUAGACCAAGGUGAAUGAAGAUCUUGGUCCUAGCCCUAUGCCUGUCAAUUCCCAGGUGGCCUCAAGGGUGAGAGUCAUGGAAUGAGUUUUAGUUUGCUUUGUAGCUAGAAGGGGAAAUCAGCAAUAAUGAGUAACAGGCUGGUAUGUAGUCCAGUUAGCUCCGCUUCAUGGAAGGUCUGGGUGAGCAUUCUGAGGGGAAAGAAGAUGAUGUGGAUAAGAGAGUUCACUUGAGUCUUUGCUAGAGAGAAGGACCUGGGGCACUUUGAGGCCCUGCUUCUUCUGACUUGCUUGGCUUACAAUAAAUGCCCAAUAAAUAUU
Molecule: messenger RNA, 4365 nt
Organism: Otolemur garnettii (small-eared galago)
Lineage: Eukaryota; Metazoa; Chordata; Mammalia; Primates; Galagidae
Gene: ZKSCAN5
Product: zinc finger with KRAB and SCAN domains 5
Exons: 5
Coding region: 748-3240 (830 amino acids)
Biological process (GO): regulation of transcription by RNA polymerase II
Molecular function (GO): RNA polymerase II cis-regulatory region sequence-specific DNA binding; DNA-binding transcription factor activity, RNA polymerase II-specific
Source: RefSeq, a predicted model, not a curated record